Exophiala viscosa is the source of this 1887-nucleotide messenger RNA. RefSeq lists its product as uncharacterized. The transcript has 11 exons. Lineage: Eukaryota; Fungi; Ascomycota; Eurotiomycetes; Chaetothyriales; Herpotrichiellaceae. The record is from RefSeq and is a predicted model, not a curated record. The coding region runs from base 1 to 1887 and encodes 628 amino acids.
AUGGCACAAUCAACAGAGCCUCUGCUCGUCAGUAUUGACGUCGGCAUGACUUGUACCGGCGUGGCAUAUAUCAAGAAUUCUGCCACGAUCGAAAUGACCGAGCCUCGUACAAUCCAGAAAUGGCCCGGGAAUGGUGCCGGAAAGGCCGACAAGGUGCCAACGUCAUUGUGCUAUGAGCGAGGAAAUGAUGUGUCUUGGGGAUUUCUGACACAUCGAGAAGAUGUUGAUGACUUGGAGGUCCAUGACUGGUUCAAGAUAUUCCUGGAUGAGACUGAGUACCACGAAGCGGCCAAGCUCGCUCCGGAAGCCGUCCCACCAACGCACGCCCAUGUCAAGGAGUACUAUCGAGAUUACCUGCGCAAAUUAUACCUCCAUAUCAGGAAGGUGUUGAGCGCCGAGCUACCUGCAGUAGGGUUCGAAGAGGAAACCAUCGAAUUCAUCUUUUCGGUACCCACGACCUGGAGUCCAGGUGUGGCAGAGGAUCUUCGGCAGCUCGCACGUGAAGCGGGCUUUGACAGCGGCGGGUCAAACCAUUCAAUCAAGAUUGGUUUGACCGAAGCCGAAGCUGCUGCAGUGUGCUCGUUCAGCACUCAGUCCGGGUGGUUUGGGAAUGGAGAUGUUAUGCUCAUUGUUGAUGCUGGUGGCGGCACCACCGAUCUUUCACUCCUCAAAUCGGAGAUGCUCGAAGGGGCCAGGCCAACGCUCAAGCAACUCGAUGAGGUUCGAGGUGACGAGAUCGGUAGCGUUGAAAUCGACAUCGCAUUUUCGCUACUGGCUGAGGCACGUCUCCAGCGAGCUGCGCCUUUCAUCGACCUGGAUCCGGAGACAAUACCCAAAGUGGUCAACAAAAUGGCUCGAACAACAUUCAAGGUGAUCAAGGAAGAAUUCGGCAAUGAGGACCACCAGCAUCUUCCAGUGCGGAACAUCCCAAUCCCCGGUAUUUCCGUUAGAGCUUGUUCGGACGUUGGUGACGUGCAAAAAGGGAAAUUGGUUUUGAAGAUGUCCGACAUGCAAGCGAUGUUUGACAUCCAGCUCGAAAAGAUGUAUAGGCUGGUGGAUGCCCAGCUCAACAGGAUGCAAGCCGUUGCACCUCACGAUCAAGUGAAAUAUCUCGUGCUGUCGGGAGGUCUAGGAAGCUCUGAAUAUGUCAAGAAGAAGUUGGAGGAUCGGUAUAUCCGCGAGAAAGUCAAUCUUUUUGCUCCGCAUCUGAGGAUCAUAACGUCAAAUCACCCGAAUCUCGCCGUUGUCAAGGGUCUUCUGAUAGACCGAAUGCAGAAACUCAAGUUCGACAAGUCUGUGCUGCGAGUGCGAAAAUGCCGACAAUCCCUGGGGAUCAUUUGUGACCAGCCUUACGACAAGACUCGAGUUGCACACCAAAGGGCCAAAUUGAGGUCGGACGUCCUGGACGGAAAGACAUACGCGACUGAACAGAUAAGUUGGUUUGUCCGACAGGGCGAAUUGUUGGAGAGUGACAUCGUGGAGCACAGCUUCUUCCGCAAUCUUUCGAAGUCUGAGCCACGUAGGCCUUUCCAAAGCCAUAUAGCAAUCUGCUAUGCACCAGGCAAGUUACCUGAGAGUAUGCAAGAAGAUGGUGCCGAGCUCUGUUCUGUGAUGACAUCUGACUUGUCGAAAGUCGACCUCAGGCGCUUCAAAAAGUUCAAGAAGCAUUGGUGGGAACUCAAGAAGCCGCCGUCAUAUUACGAAGCCAGGUACAAGAUCAGGUUCUGCAUGAACGCCGCAAACAUUGAGUGCGAGCUUUGGUUCGAAGAUCGCAAGUACAACGAGCGUAAUUCGUUGCAGGUGCAGUUCGAAAGUGGGAUGUGGACACAGCGACCCAAACAGCACCGGUCCGGAAGUCGCGAUCGUGGGAUACCAAGCAGUCGGUAG